Molecule: messenger RNA, 2543 nt
Organism: Linum trigynum
Lineage: Eukaryota; Viridiplantae; Streptophyta; Magnoliopsida; Malpighiales; Linaceae
Source: the annotation of a GenBank genome assembly
GAAUUACAAUUGAAAUUCAAUCCCAAUCCCAAAAAAUAAUACGUGUAUUCGGUAAAACCAAAUAUAGACAAAUUCGGUAUGGUAUUUGGUAUAUCCCAAAUACCGGUACCAAACUUCCAGCCCUACAUUUCAUGGCCCUGGCGCACCCGUAUACAGCCCGGUCAGUGGCAGAACAGUUUGUGAUGGGGGUUGUGCGCCAUCACGGGUUUCAGAGGUCUAUUGUCAGUGAUAGGGACUCCAUUUUCUUGAGCCGUUUCUAGAAGGAGGUGUUCGCUAUGGCCCAAACCACACUGCGGAUGAGUUCCGCCUAUCAUCCACAGACAGACGACCAGACGGAGGUGGUUAACCGUUACCUGGAGCAGUACCUGCGCUACUUUGCCCAUCAGCGCAAAGUAUAACUCUACUUACCAUAGGACGAGCCAGACUACGCCGUUUGAGGCUCUUUAUGGGAUGCCACCACCUUCCUUGGUCCGCUACCAGCGUGGCACCAGCCAGGUGGGUGCGGGGGAUCGUUGGCUCGAGACACGAGAUGAGGCCUUGGAGCAGCUCAAGGCCAACCUGGCGGCUGCCAACAAUAAGAUGAAGCAAUGGCCGAUGCAGGACAUCACUGGGUUCUGCUUCGUCUUCAUCCUUACAGGCAGGCUUCCGUCUUUCCCCGUACCUACCAGAAGUUGGCAGCUCGUUACUAUGGGCCCUAUGAGAUACUACAGAAGAUUAACCCGGUAGCAUAUCAAUUGCGGUUGCCCGCUGAUGAGUGCAUCCAUCCCACUUUCCACUUGUCAUUACUGAAGCGGUACAGAGGAGCGGCGGAUCGGGUGGAGACAACCGCCCCGCCGGUUUCCGCGGAUGGGGACCUUGAGCUAACCCCCUUGCAGGUCUUGGAUACCAGGUGGGUGAAGAAAGGGGGGCGCAUGACUGAGGAGAGCUUGGUUCUGUGGAAGCACAUGGAGAGAGAGGAUGCCACUUGGGAGGAGACGGCCACGCUCUGACAGCGAUUCCCGACAUUCGACCUUGAGGGCAAGGUCGUUUCUGAUGGGGAAGGGGAUGAUAGAGACCCGCUCGGCGAGUAGGGCGGGUAGGGUUCGGCCAUGUGGGCCGGGUUGAGUGGCAGUUUUGUUAUUUCUUGUUAGUUUUCUGAAACUCAUAAAAGAGGGUUCAGUACGUACAUUUGAGAUUAAGCAAUAAGAAUAUCAAAAUCCCUAAAUCCCUCUUUCUUUCUCAAUCCCUAAUUUCCUUUCUCAAUUCCCAAUCCUAUUCUCCUCUAUCAUUUUUUUUACUGUAACCUACACUUAGCUUUUAUUCAAUCGCAACAGAAUCAACAUUGUCAAUUACAAGCUGAUCUAGCAUAUUCAGCGGGGAUUCUCCUCUAUCAUAAUAUUUGUUCUUUGUAAUACUUUUUUCAUUUACAGUAUUAUUCUUUCCAAAUAUCAUCAACUUCUUCUAUUUGAAAAACGCUACUAAAAACAACGAAAUCACUACGGAAUAUUAUAAAAUCAAUACAACAUCUAAGCUACAUCACUACUAAUUCAAACUAGUAGUAGUUUUUUCCCUAGUAUUUUUUUGAUAACCCAUGAACCUCAACCCCACAUGCCACUUUGUGACAACGUGAUCUACUAAACCUGGGGAGCACCUGUACAAGACACAACAUCGGGAGACUUCGUCCCCCGCACUCAGGCAUGCCUCCGGGAAUACACAAACGGCGCCUCUGGGGAUCGAACUCAGGACCUCUCAUAUCCUCAGCCAACCAGGACCUCUCAUAUCCUGAGCCAACUCAGGGAUGCCUCCGGGAAUACACAAACAACGCCUCUGGGGAUCGAACUCAGGACCUCUCAUAUCCUGAGCCAACCAGAUCAACGGGUUCACCGCUAGGCUAUAUUACCUUUGGCUUUUCCCUAGUAUUUUUUCACGUUAAAGUUCUUUGCGAAGGGGGAGAGAGAUAAUUAAAUUUUAGUUUAUUUAUUAAAUUUAAUUUUACUAAAUACCAAUAAAGCCCUCCAUUGCUUCUUGGUUAGGACGGUGAUAACUCUUAUACAAUUAGCAUCGUAACUCCUCCCCUUUUGAUAACGUGUGUGUGCGUGUUUAAACUUUAAAUUUAACCAAUAGGCCAAUAGAAAGCCCACAAAUAAAAGAAGGGAAUCGCGGUUCCUUUAAACCCACCCAACCCAAGGCUUUUAAUAUCUUAAUUAAUGUCAACCAAGCUCAACUUGCACUGCAAAUAAAAUCGCCCAACUAAUUCAAACGUCCAUGUUCUCUCUUACACAGACUUUCCUUGCAGUUCAAACUUCAAUGCCAAGAACUAAGCAAGCACGCCAGCAGCAAAAUUGCAGAAAUGUAAAAAGAUGUUUCGUUGGCGAAACUCGCGCGUUCAAUGCGCUCUGAUUUCAAGGAAACAAAAGCCCAAAGUCAGCAAAAAAUCGUCAAAUAUCCGCCACCGAAUGUCGGCGCCGUUGAUUUGAUCGAUUAAACAGAAACCAAGAUGACUGUCAAAUAUCCACCGCCGGUGUCGGCGAUGUUGAUUCGAUCAAUACACCUUUGACUCCUAA